Oncorhynchus mykiss (rainbow trout) is the source of this 1772-nucleotide messenger RNA. The record is from RefSeq and is a predicted model, not a curated record. NCBI's taxonomy places the organism in Eukaryota, Metazoa, Chordata, Actinopteri, Salmoniformes, Salmonidae.
CGCAUACUCUGUUUCCUCUUCCUUCCUGUCUGACGUUCCUCUGCAGUCGCAGCGUUCUGUAGUUUCUGUGUCAAGCUACACAACACAAAAAUGGCGUUCACAUUCGCGGCCUUUUGUUACAUGCUUGCUCUAUUGCUUACGGCCGCUCUUAUUUUCUUCGCCAUUUGGCACAUAAUUGCAUUUGAUGAACUGAAGACUGAUUACAAGAAUCCCAUUGAUCAAUGUAACACAUUGAAUCCGACAGUUGAAAAGGUCAAAAAGAUUAAAAGAGUCAAAAUUGCGUUGAAGCUUGUGCUCCCGGAGUAUCUCAUCCAUGUGUUCUUCUGUGUGAUGUUCCUGUGUGCUGCUGAGUGGCUCACCCUAGGCCUCAACAUGCCACUGCUGGCCUACCACGUCUGGAGGUAUAUGAGCAGGCCGGUGAUGAGUGGUCCAGGCCUCUAUGAUCCAACUACGAUCAUGAACGCUGACAUCCUGGCCUUCUGUCAAAAGGAGGGCUGGUGCAAACUGGCCUUCUACCUCCUCUCCUUCUUCUACUAUCUCUAUGGGAUGAUCUACGUGUUGGUGAGCUCUUAAGAGUGGUCAGAGGAAUGAUCUGCAUGUACGAGAUGAAACGCUGUGGUUUCAGUGGAGAAGCUGAAACCGGGACCUGCAGGAAGACUGAUUAUUUACCACAGAGUGAUACAAGAUGUCUGCCGUUUCAACAGGAUGGACUAACCUAACCUCCCCUACCCAGAGCAGACAUUACUAAACAAACAACAUUUCUCCCUUUUUUUAUUUUUAUCUUCAAAUUGGGUCACAGCUUUCCUCUCGUUCAUAGUUUUAGUCAGUCCACUGAAUGCUUUCUGAGAGGAAGACUAACAACGACAGACAUUUGGACCCCCCCCCCCCCCAUUAGGUGGUUAUCUGAUGCUUUAAAAUUGAUUUCAAAUAGUUUUUUUUGACCCCCCCCCCCCCUCCCUACUUUUGACUGUUUACAAAUGAGAAGAGAUUCUGUUGUGAUCAACACCGUCAGUUAUAUUCAGAGCUGUGUUGCUUAUUAUCUAAUAAAUACUGUAUUAAGGAUGUGAAUUAUAUGCCAAGCUUGUGAACAUUUUAUUUUGUGUUGGGGUUGUCAUAAUUACAUGCUUAUUCGAUUGUAGAAUAUUGAAAAUACUUUUCUUGCCCAGACACAUUUGAAAACUAGAACUCGCCUAAAUAGGUGAAUAAAGGGUUGAAUGAGUCUUAUCUUGAUCACCUGAAGGGAAAUGUGUUGCACAGACAGGGACAAUCAGUACGGUUGUCUUAUAUCAAACUAUUUGAUACAUUUAUUUUAGGUUUACUAUGCUUUCUGAAAACGUAUCAUUCUACUUUUGUGGCCCCUCGUUAUACAUACUUGCUUUUAAGGGGCGUUUUUGUUUGUAGACGCUAAUAGGCUAUUUUGAUGUGACGCUACAGCAAUCCCGAGUAGACAUUUCUGAAAUGUGUGAUCAUAAAAACGUUCCUACUGAGGCAUGUGUGUAACCAUUUGAACCUGCUAUGUACUCAAAAACAACCAAUUCCAUCAUGUACCUGUUUAGAUUUGACUUUACUGCAUUGGUUUAAAAAUGUAUAUUUCAAUUUUGGCUACCAAAAAAAAUAUCAAUUUUUAUUUAUUUGAGAAUGUGUCUUUUGCCAAGUUUCACACUCCUAUUACAUUGUGACAAUUUCAGGAUUUUUAAUCAGGUUGUCUUGAUUUGAUUUCCAUUUGCAGGAAUUUGACUACUUUCUAAAAAGAUAAAGAAUAUUUAUCCCAA